Messenger RNA from Arabis nemorensis, 615 nucleotides. The record is from the annotation of a GenBank genome assembly. NCBI's taxonomy places the organism in Eukaryota, Viridiplantae, Streptophyta, Magnoliopsida, Brassicales, Brassicaceae.
AUGGACAGGUCAAUCUCACUAGGAGUCAUAGUUCCUGCAGCUACGCUUCAAUGCUUCAUAAGUCUCACAAUGGCUGUUUUCAUCCCAAUCUAUGACUGUCUAUUCGUCCCAAUCGCAAGAUCUUUCACUCAAAACCCUUCAGGAAUCACAUUGCUUCAAAGGAUUGGAACAGGCAUGUUUCUCUCCAUUAUUGCUAUUGUAAUGGCUGCCUUAGUUGAGGCCAAAAGGCUCCAAACCGCUCGGGAUGGCAUCACCAUACCAAUGAGCGCAUGGUGGUUAGUUCCACAAUAUGUUAUCUACGGUCUUUCAGACGUGUUCACAAUGAUUGGUUUGCAAGAGUUCUUCUACGACCAAGUCCCUAGGGAGUUUAGGAGCAUUGGCAUGGCUUUGAAUCUAAGCAUAUAUGGGGCCGGAAACUUCCUAAGCAGCUUCAUGAUAUCAGUUAUCGACAAAGUCACGAGCCAGUCUGGUCAAACGAGCUGGUUCGAUAACGACCUGAACAAAGCUCAUCUAGAUUACUUCUAUUUGCUGCUCGCUUUUCUCAGCUCCAUUGGUUUAGCCUCCUACUUGUGGUUGGCCAAGUCAUAUGUCUACAACAGACCAAACACCUUCUAA